UGACGCGCGCGUUACUGCACAACGAAAUCGAAACAUCGGGGAGGAAGUGAGACUUGAAAAAACAUCCAUUCUCGCGGAAACUUUCGCUUCCCACGCCGAUAAGGCUAGCUGCCACCGAGCUGAGCUAAUUAACAGACUCGAACGUGCGACUAAAAUCGCUGUGUGCUGAAUUGGCCGAGAAGAGAAUUCCGAGUUAAUAACUGAGAAAAGAAAAAACGGACAUCGGUUUCGAAAAUGUUUCGAUUUCAUUGAACGGUGGUGCACGUUACUUCUCUCUUACCGAAGUGUUGCGGAUAGUCGCAAAAUAUUCGAACUUCGAAGUCAAGUUGCUAAGUCUUUUCGAACAAGACGGCGUAUAUCCCACCCGUUUCUAAUUUCAUACGUUCCUCCUAAGAAAAGAGACGCCGAGAUAUUAGCUGCCACAUCACCAAUCGUAUCAUAGAUCAUUCACGCGAGCCAAGGAUAUUAGAUCAAGUCGUAAAUCCGGAUUGGGACGACACGAGCUGAAGAAGUGCUGACUCGGCCGAGCGCUUUUUCGAGGGUGAUCUUUGAUCGCGGCUCCCGGCUCGUUCGCGGCGUGAUCGCGCGCGCGAAAUUGAAGAUCAUCACCGCCGGACACAAUUAAUCGCGAUAUGUGCGAUCGUCGAUCGGCCCACGUGUGUCGCAGAUCUGUUAGCGCGAAUAUUUACAAGCGGCUCGUGUUAGUUAUGGAAUAAUGCCAGACUGCUGACGGUAUAAACAGACGGUGGAAUGAUCGCGACGACUUGGAGAAAUCCCUCGAGAUCGGUCAAGGAUCAUGCGUGUUAGAUGCGCGAAUAUCGGCGGACCUGCGAGCUAAAGGGAUAAUCCAGGAGAAUCGAAAGAGAGAUCGGAUCGGGAACAGGAAGCUGCGAGAGUUCUUUACGCAGGAUGUCUGCAUUGUUAUUAGCAGCCUGGAUCGUCCUGGCAUGUCGCUUUGUUCAGGACGGUGCGGCAACGGGACAACGUUACACCCCGGGUCCCACCCAAGACUUGGACAACACCCUACAAUCAGUGGCACCCCUCGGGCCAAACGUGUGCAGAUCGAGGUAUAAAAACUACUGCUGUCCGGGAUGGACGAAAAAGCCGGAAACGGGACUAUGCGUUAUUCCGAUUUGUACGAGACGCUGCGGUCCUCUAGGGAGAUGCAUAAAGCCGAAUAUCUGUUUAUGCGAAGGUGACAUCGUCGCUUCUACCUGUACCGGCGGACAAAGCAAAGUUAUCACCCACGAGGCCGGGCAUGGCGGUGAGCGCGGUGAGAACGGCGGGUGCAGAGUUCACUGCAUAAACGGGAACUGCGUCGACGGCCGGUGCCAAUGCCGUAGCGGAUACCAAGGGGAGUUUUGCAACGAACCUAUUUGUCGGGAACCCUGUCUGAACCAAGGAAGAUGCAUCGGCCCGGAUCGCUGCGCCUGCAUCUACGGCUACACCGGAAGACGCUGUGAGACCGAUUACAGGACCGGGCCCUGCUUCACCAAAGUGAAAAACGGCCAGUGCUUAGCGAGUCUCCAAGGGGUGGUUUGCACGCGGCAGCUGUGCUGUGCCACCGUCGGCAAGGGCUGGGGCCACCCUUGCGAGAAAUGCCCGGUCAGGAUGGACUGCGAGUUGGGUCAUUUAAAGACCAAUCAGGGUCAAUGCGUCGAUAUCAACGAGUGCGAAGCGAUUCCCGGACUGUGCGAAGGUGGGAAGUGUCUGAACACUCCCGGCUCGUUCACAUGCGAAUGCCCGCCGGGACAAGCGAGGGAUCCCGAGACGAACGAAUGCAAGGAUAAGGACGAGUGCCAGGAGGAAGGCAUCUGCGCCGAUGGCCGAUGCAUAAACACGAACGGCGGCUAUUACUGCCACUGCAAUCCAGGAUUUAUACAAAGCCAAGACCGCAAAUAUUGCAUCGACGGCAGGCAGGGAUUGUGUUACUUAGCGGUGAAUCGUAACGGACAGUGUAAGAAUCGACUGGCGAUGAGGUUGAGCAAGAAAGACUGCUGUUGCGGCAAGAACAUGGGUCGAGGAUGGGGUGACGAAUGCUUCAUUUGCCCUAAUCCUGGCAGCGAUGAUUACAGCAGGCUUUGCAACUACAGUUCUUCGCAAAUACAGUUUUUCACCGAGGUGAACGAGUGCGCGCUGCGGCCGGACAUCUGCGGCGACGGUCACUGCAUCGACACCAAGGAGGGUUACGAAUGCGAGUGCUACCCGGGGUUCACGAGGAAGCCCGGUGGUAGGUGCGAAGACGUGGACGAGUGCCAAUUAGGCUACUGCCAAGGUGGAACUUGUCGCAAUUAUCCCGGUAGCUUCGCCUGCGACUGUCCACCCGGCUUCGUUGUAUCCGGCGAAGGCAGAUACUGCACCGAUCACGAUGAAUGUCAAGACACUGGGAUGUGUACGAAUGGACAUUGCAUCAACAUGAACGGAUCUUUUAAAUGCAAGUGUAACGACGGCUACAGCCUGUCACCGUCGAAGAAUACCUGCGUAGAUAUCAACGAGUGCAUAGAAAAUCCGAGAAUUUGCCUAAACGGCCGUUGCGAGAACACACCAGGAUCCUAUCACUGUAUCUGUCAGUCGGGCUUCACUCCUUCGAGAGACAACACUUUCUGCGUGGAUAUGGAUGAAUGUUCCACCAGCGGCAUGUGCGAAAACGGCAAGUGUGUUAACAUGGAGGGUUCGUUCAAAUGCGUCUGCGACUCUGGUUUCAGGAUUGGUCCCGACCUGACUCACUGCAUCGAUAUUGAUGAGUGCCUAAGUGCACCCUGUCAGAACGGACGUUGCAUCAACACACCUGGCAGUUUCCGAUGUGAGUGUCACCCGGGAUUCAAUCUAGGUCCUGACGGAAGAUCCUGCCUAGAUACGAGAAGAGAUCUGUGCUAUUCGCAGUACAGAGACGGCCAAUGUUCCAAUCCGACAUCCACCGCCGUGACAAAGUCCAGUUGUUGCUGCUGCACGAUAAUCCUAGGCCAGCCAAUGGGCUGGGGCAGCACAUGUCAACCCUGUCCGCUUCCGGGCACUUCGGAGUUCGAAGCCUUGUGUCCGCAUGGCGCCGGAAUGACUUACAAUGGCGAUGACAUCAACGAGUGCGCCCAGAACCCGAAUAUCUGCAUCAAUGGCGGAUGCGAGAAUCUUAUGGGGACGUAUCGGUGCAUCUGCGACAAUGGAUACGAAGUAGACGCAACGGGGAAGAUUUGCAGCGACAUCAAUGAAUGCGAGUUAGAGGAUUCCUUGUGUAGCGGUGGCCAAUGUCGAAACACACCUGGUAGUUUCCAGUGCACUUGCCCGACGGGCAUGAGAUUCAACACGCAAAAUCAAAUGUGCGAGGACGUGGACGAGUGCGAGGAGUUGGGACCGGAGGUGUGCUUCAAUGGCAUAUGCAUCAACACCCUGGGAGCUUACGAGUGCGAGUGUUCACCGGGGUACAUUCUCGACAACACCGGCCACAUCUGCAUGGACAAUCGGAGAGGUUCCUGCUGGACCAAGAUGGUAGAUGGCCGUUGCGAGAACAAUCUGCCGAGAGUAGCUUUGCGUUCGGAGUGUUGCUGUUCGGUCGGCGUAGCCUGGGGCAGCCCCUGCGAGAUCUGCGACCACUCUCUCUGCGAGUGCUCCAAGGGCUACGCGAAGGUGGAUGGCAAGGGGUGCACAGACAUCAACGAGUGCGAGCUCAACAGUGGGAUCUGUAAGGGUGGAGGCACUUGCGUUAACACUGACGGCUCGUAUCGCUGCGAGUGCCCGCCUGGUCUCACUUUGGAUGCAGCACAUACUACUUGCAUCGACACUAGGCAGGAAACUUGCUUCUUGGACUAUCGUCACGGUCAGUGCACCAAUCCCAUAGAAGGUCAUUUCCCAAAGAGUCUCUGCUGUUGUUCCGUCGGCCGUGCCUGGGGUAGCGAUCGGUGCGAGUUGUGUCCGAAAAUGGGCACGCAGGCCCAUGCGGAACUGUGUCCUCGGGGAGAAGGCUUCACCGAGCGUCAGGAUAUCAAUGAAUGCGUGGAGUUCCCGGGGAUGUGUCUGAACGGUAGAUGCAAGAACACGAUCGGCAGUUACAGUUGCAGGUGCAAUCAGGGCUAUGCGCUCGACGAGCACGGCAUCAAGUGCAACGAUAUCGACGAGUGCGAGAUAAUGCGCGGAGUCUGCGGGAACGGCACCUGCAGGAACAUGCCCGGCCAUUUCCAGUGCGACUGCAGCCCCGGUUAUCGCAGCAACGACAUCAUGAAGAUUUGCAUGGACAUAAAUGAGUGCGAAGAGACCCCGGGAUUAUGUCGCGGCGGUACUUGCAUCAACACCGAGGGGAGCUUCAACUGUCAGUGCCCGCCGGGGCACGAACUGGGACCCGACAAGCAGUCCUGCAAAGACAUAGACGAGUGCUCGAGGACCAGCGGUAUAUGCUCGAACGGCGUCUGCGAGAAUAUGAUGGGCACCUAUCAAUGUAUAUGCGACGACGGUUAUCAGCAGACCGGUCUCAGAUCUCACUGCGAAGAUAUCAACGAGUGCGCACUUGGCAACGGUGGCUGCGAGGACGUUUGUCUCAACACUCCGGGCAGCUUCUCCUGCUCUUGCCGCACCGGCUACGCUUUAAAUCUAGACGGUCGAUCUUGCAUGGACGUAGACGAGUGCAAGGAGAACCCACGAAUCUGCAACGGGGGUAAAUGCAGAAAUAUACCGGGCGGUUAUAGAUGCAACUGCACGAACGGUUUGCUGCCCGGGAGAGACGGCACGUCUUGUAUAGAUAUCGACGAGUGCGUGACGCAGCCGCGAAUAUGCGGAUUCGGCGAGUGCUACAACACGAUCGGCUCCUUCAACUGUCGCUGCGAGGAAGGAUACUCGGUGAAGCCAGCGGAAGGACCCGCCUGCACCGAUGACGACGAAUGCCGGUUAAAUGCUUAUUCUUGCAGCGAGUUCGCCGAAUGUCAGAACACCCAGGGCUCGUACGUGUGCACUUGUCACGAGGGCUUCACCGGGAAUGGGAUUGAGUGCUGGGAUAUUAACGAAUGUUCCACGAACAACGGUGGCUGCGAUUCCAACGCUCACUGUAUCAACACCGAGGGUUCCUUCAAGUGCGUAUGCGACGCUGGCUUUCGAGGCGACGGCUACAGCUGCAAGGACAUCGACGAGUGCGCGGAAGACAGCGCACUUUGCGAGAACGGGCACUGCCUGAAUUAUCCGGGCGCUUACCGCUGCGAGUGCGAGAUGGGUUUCAUGCACCCGGAUGAGCACAACGAACAGGCGUGUGUAGACAUUAACGAGUGCGAGAUGUUCAGCAAUCUGUGCGUUUUCGGCCACUGCGAAAACAUCUUCGGCAUGUUCCGCUGCGAGUGUAACGAGGGUUACAAAUUGGACGGCUCCGGCGGCAAUUGCACCGACGUGGACGAGUGCGAGAGUCCGCAAUCCUGCCAAUACGGCACCUGCAUCAACACGCAGGGCAAAUACAUCUGUCGCUGCCCGCCGCACUAUGAGCUUGUGGAGGCCGGAAAUGCUUGCGUGGAUAGACGCGAGUCGUUUUGCUUCACGGGUUUCGAGCAUGGUACCGGAAGGCCUCAGUGCGUUUUCGAAGUGGCGUCAUCGGUGACGAAGGCCACAUGUUGCUGCAGCAUCGGCAAUGCCUGGGGCAAUCGUUGCGAGGAAUGCCCGCAGCACGGCACGAAGGAAUACGAGCAAUUGUGUCCUAGCGGGCCGGGAUACAGGCCGAAUCGCGUCACCGUUAUUCUGGAGGAUAUCAACGAGUGUGAGGAACACGAGAACAUUUGCCAGAACGGGCACUGUACCAACACGUUCGGUAGCUUUAUGUGUUCCUGCAACGAGGGUUUCAUCCUGGACGAUACCAAGACUAAUUGCAUCGACAUAAACGAAUGCGCACUGCACCCACAAAUAUGCGGCGUGGGAUACUGCAUCAAUGAUCAAGGGAAAUAUCACUGCGAGUGCCCGGAAGGAUACAUGGCGAUGCCUGGCGGAAAGGAGUGCGUCGACAUGAGGAAGGAAUCCUGCUAUCUCACCUACGAUUCCGGGCAUUGCCUCAACCCCAUGGUGCAACCACAGACGAAGAUGUUGUGCUGCUGUUCCAUGGGUGCUGCGUGGGGCAGCGAUUGCGAGAAAUGCCCGGGCGAACGGACACGUGAACACGAGAUUCUGUGCGGACUGGUGCCGGGUCAGAUCAUGAACCCGAUCACGAAUCACUCCGAAGAGAUCGACGAGUGCGCCCUGAUGCCGACGAUGUGCACCCACGGCCGAUGCAUGAAUACACCCGGUAGUUUCGAAUGCCAGUGCGACCGAGGUUACGUUUACGAUGAGGAUUCGCAUCAGUGUAUCGAUGAAAACGAGUGCCUGCAGAUACCGAAUCCGUGCAGCGGCAACGCACAGUGCCGCAAUCACCAGGGCUACUUCGAGUGCGUGUGUCCUGCCGGCUACAAACUCGGUCUCAGCCAACAUGACUGUGUCGACAUCGACGAAUGUUACGAACGACCGGGCAUCUGCAACAACGGCUUGUGCAACAAUCUGCAAGGUAGCUUCCAGUGCGUCUGCCAUUCCGGUUUCUCGCUGACUCGCGACCGAGACAAUUGCGUCGACAUCGACGAGUGCCAGCGCAAUCCAAAUAUAUGCAACAACGGUACUUGCAUCAACACCUUGGGCUCCUACAAGUGCCAAUGCUACCAAGGAUUCAAGCUGAGCCCUAAUAACGACUGCGCGGACAUCAACGAGUGUCGAAUAAUGCCGUUUUUGUGCCGCAACGGCCGAUGCCGUAACACGAUUGGCGGUUUUGUUUGCGAGUGUGCGGACGGUUACGUGUUGGCGCAGGACGGUCAGCACUGCCGCGAUAUCGACGAAUGUCACGAGGUAAACUGCGAUAAAACACGCAUCUUAAAUUUACACUCAAUUCACACGCUCGUAUAUCAAGCCUGUCUUAAAUCGUGUCUUACUGAUAUUUCAACAAAUCGAAUACGCAAACGCUUUCUAGAAAUCACAAUUUCUGGUUGUUGGAUCGAUUUCUUGCAGAUACCGGGAUUGUGCCCAUCGCCGGGGAAGUGUCAAAAUCUGAUGGGAUCGUAUAUAUGCUCGUGUCCGCCGGGUUACGAGUUGGAUCACACGAGGAAAAAAUGCGUCGAUGUGGACGAAUGCGUGGAGACGAGAGAGAUUUGCGAGAACGGCCGGUGCAUCAACACGGAAGGCGGCGUGAUUUGCGAGUGUCCAGUCGGGUAUCGACUGAGCGACAAACCGAACUCGAUGAGAUGCAUCGACGUGAGAGAGGAGCUGUGCUACGACACUUACAGGCGAGGCCAAUGCACCAGUCCACGGGAAGGCGGUAUGACCAGGAAACACUGUUGCUGCACGAUGGGCAAGGCUUGGGGACGCUACUGCGAAGCGUGUCCACCGGAGAACAGCGAGGAAUUCAAGAAGUUGUGCCCGGAAGGACCGGGCAGGGACGACACCGGGAUUGACUUGAACGAGUGCCUGUUCAUGCCAGACGCCUGUUCCGGAGGCGAGUGCAUCAACACAGACGGCUCAUUCCGCUGCGAGUGUCCGACGGGAUAUAUGUUGGACGAGAGUGGCAGACGAUGCGUGGACAACAAUGAGUGUUUGAGUGUCCAGAACAUCUGCGGUAACGGCACUUGCCGCAACAUCGACGGCGGCUUCGAGUGCUCCUGCAACGACGGAUUCGCGCCGGGAGCUAAUCAAGUCUGCGAGGACGUGAACGAGUGCCUGGAGUUAGGCAAUCAGUGCGCUUUCAGGUGCCACAAUGCGCCAGGCUCCUUCCGCUGCAUCUGUCCGUAUGGAUACACCUUGGCGCCCGACGGCCGUCAUUGCAUAGACGUCGACGAAUGCGUCACGCCGGCGAACGACUGCAGAUUCCAGUGCAAGAAUCUGAUCGGCACUUUCAUGUGCAUCUGUCCCCCUGGAUAUCAAAAAAUAGGAACGGUAGAUGAGUGUAAGGAUAUUAAUGAAUGCGCCAUUAACUCUGGUCUCUGUCAGCAUGGACGUUGCGUUAACUCGGAAGGGAGUUACCAGUGUCUCUGCUACGACGGUUUCGAGCAGAGUCCGGACGGGAAGUCGUGUAUCGAUCGAAGAGUCGGCUAUUGCUUCCUGCAAACGAUCGGCGGCAGAUGCACCGCCCGGACCUCGGAAUUGCGUACGGUCACGAAGGCGGACUGUUGUUGCACCAUGGGGGCGGCAUGGGGACCACAUUGCGAGAUCUGCCCGUCCCGAGACUCCGACAAUUAUAACGAGCUCUGUCUGGACAAAGGAUUCUCCGUGGACGGUCAAGAUAUCGACGAGUGCAAGACCAUACCCGAUCUUUGCAGGAAUGGCCAGUGCAUCAACACCCUCGGUUCCUACAGGUGCAUUUGCAACAAGGGCUACAAGGCCGAUAAGUCCGGUAUUCACUGCAUCGACAUCAACGAGUGCGAAUUGACGCCGAAGCCGUGCAAGUAUAACUGCCAGAAUAUCGAAGGCAGCUUCAUCUGUUCAUGUCCGUCAGGCUUCAUUCUGAACCCGGACGGUAUCAGCUGCAGGGACCUGGACGAAUGCGCGACCGGAAAUCACCUGUGCCAGCAAAAUUGCAUUAACACCCCGGGAAGUUACACUUGCGGCUGCCAAGAGGGUUACAACCAACAAGGGGACGCGUGUCAUGAUAUUAACGAAUGCGACCAGCCGGGAGUUUGCCCGAAACCCGGUAAGUGUAUUAACACUCUAGGCAGCUUCCAAUGCAUCUGUCCGAGAGGUUUCAAGCUGGAUCACACCGGGAGGUUUUGCACGGAUCAUAACGAGUGUGCCGACGAUGCCAAUUGCGAGCAUGGCUGCCAGAACUUCAUGGGUAGCUACCGCUGCGGCUGUCCAGACGGUUUCAUUCAACACCUCUAUUACAAUCAGUGCAUCGAUGAAAAUGAAUGCAACGCGUCACCUUGUGGCGACAGUGCUUGCAUCAACACGAUUGGCAGUUAUAAGUGCGGCUGUCCGGAUGGCUAUCAAUUCGAUAACAAUUUGGCGAUUUGCGUGCAGGUGAGUGCCGGGUGUCUCGGCAGUCCUUGCGCCUUCGGAUGCACUCCUAACGGAGCCAGCGGAUUUAUUUGCGGCUGUCCUACUGGUUAUCAACGGAUAGGACAGGGUCACUGCUUGUCCACCAUCAAUCCAUUAUCUCAAGGACGCUAUGGCGAAGAUAUCGGCAACGUGCCGACUUUCCAGAUCAAUCCUGAUACUUACCACAUACCGCCGGCUGACGAUAAGACGAUUUCCACGGAAGGAUGCUUCUCGUGCAAGGUAAAUGGAAGACACCGAAGAAAUACUAAGAACAGGUCGGCGGACAAAGAGAUCGUAACAAAGAGAAGUGAAAUGAUGAAGAAACACCGAAAUGUUAAAGCAAAGCGACAUCACCACGGGAUGCAGCAUCUUCUCAAAGUCAAUCUGCGUCAGACAAGGCACCGCACGCGGAUUAUUAAGCUGCAAUCCGCUAUCAAAGACGAAGAGAUGGACUACAGCAUCGUACGAGGCAACAACGAGGGGCACUUCGAGAUCGUCAGGGAAAACGGUAUUUCCGCCCUGCACUUUCGCCACCGGCUGAAGAGUCCCGACGAAUUUCGCAUAGUGAUUCACGGUCGUGCCAAGAAGCAGGCGGCGGCGAGCAAAGAAUGGGAGAAACCGCUAACGUUCAGAGUCCACCUGAUAGUCGUGGAGUGAAAAGUCACGGGACAGGAUCGAGGACAACUGGACUCCGUGAGAGAACACUGCCCAACACUGCGUUACGCUUCUUCUUAGUCAAUUUUUUCGCGGAAUUAUUUCGAGCUGUGGCGAAGUAUUAAAUAUACCGGGAAUGCCAACGUAAUGACAGGAGAGUCGCGAGAAACACAAAUGGCCCGUAAGAAUCGGGGGGCCGAUCAUCGAAGCACGAGUCCUCGGUUAAUUGAAAAUCCGUUUUAACAGAACAAUAGAAGACCGCUGUGCGCCUCGACUUCUUGCGCUCACUCGCGCACAAAUCGCCUCAUUUAACUGCCAGAUAAUCAAUAUUCUAUCCACGAACAAUAACAAUUCCUUACGGCUGCGAGCUCACAAUACACCCGCGAGAUCUUCACACUGCCAAUGUGCCUAUCAAGUGCCUUAUCCUUUAUCUUUCUCGACAGUUUACAUUUAGUCGUUUGUACGGACUCGCGCGCGUAUCGGAAUAAUUUUCACGUAGAAGUCUCAUUAGUGCAAUUCACUUUGUCGCGCGUCGUUUAAACUAAUGAAAAAACCAAGUCGGAACGGAAACUACUCUGAGUGUUGUCUGUUAAACGCGAAACAUACAACAGCGUUCUCUUUAUCUACCGCCUGCAAUCGUAACGUAAACGCAACACAAUUAGAUUAGAUGUAACGAAGACUAGAGAUGUACAAACGCUAGAUUAUAUUAUAGCUUUAAGCGAACGAACGCAGAAUGUACACAGAUAUACGCAAGAACGUAGCUUUAUAUAUUUAUAAAUCUUAGCUCGAAACAAAAUACGUGGCACGAGUGUAGUUUUGCGCGCGAUAUGAAUGCAUCUUGCGCUCAAAUCUCCAAGAGAAAUUCGUACGCAUGUCACCGACACACGUCGGUUGCUUGAUGAUACAUUACGACAUUUCGUACCAACAAUAGUAAGGAUAUUAGUUAUGUAUAAAACUGAAGAAUAUGCCAGAACUCGUAUAAUAAAGAUGUGAAAAGAGUUUAUUAAAA
Messenger RNA from Dinoponera quadriceps, 10669 nucleotides. Its product is annotated as fibrillin-2-like. The coding region runs from base 910 to 9663 and encodes 2917 amino acids. The record is from RefSeq and is a predicted model, not a curated record. Lineage: Eukaryota; Metazoa; Arthropoda; Insecta; Hymenoptera; Formicidae. Gene Ontology annotation, molecular function: calcium ion binding. The transcript is spliced from 41 exons.